Molecule: messenger RNA, 1472 nt
Organism: Frankliniella occidentalis (western flower thrips)
Lineage: Eukaryota; Metazoa; Arthropoda; Insecta; Thysanoptera; Thripidae
Biological process (GO): carbohydrate metabolic process
Molecular function (GO): carbohydrate binding; isomerase activity
Source: RefSeq, a predicted model, not a curated record
GUUCCGCGUCACAUACCGGCUGAUCCUCCGCGAGAAGGAGCUGCACUGCCACGUGCAGGUGGUGAACCCGAGCCGCGACCGCGAGCUGUGCUUCCAGCUGCUGCUGCACACGUACCUCAAGGUGCCCGACGUGACCCGCUGCCAGGUCACCGGGCUACGCGGCUGCACCUUCACGGAUACGACGAGAGAGCACGCCGUGUACCAGGAGGCCAGCGAGGGCGUCCAGGUGACGGAGUGGACCGACCGGGUGUACAGGAACACGCCGCCGGAGCACAUCGUCACCAACGUCGUCUCGGGCCGCAAGAUGCGCGUCCUCAAGUACAACCUGGCAGACACCGUGCUGUGGAACCCGUGGUCGCAGGACGUCCAGCGCCUGGCGGACCUGGGCGCGGAGGAGUACCGGAGCAUGCUGUGCGUGGAGCCGGGCCAGGUGUCCGCGCCCGUCAUGCUGCUCCCCGGGACGGCCUACGAAGGGAGCAUGAUGCUACAGGUGAUGUAGCUGCCAUUGUUAUAAACUUUUACACCUCGCAAAGCUUCACAAUCAGAAAUCCAGCUGUUUCCUCUCUGGGAUGAAUUUGACUGUAAUAUUUUAGGUCUUUUAAUCCCUGCGAUAGCCAACAUUUUUAUUUUUCCUUAAACUAUGAAAUCAAACUAGGCAUUUUUGAACCAUGUAAUCUGUGAUACUAUCUGACUACAAAUUUUUGUUGUCAGUUGUUGAGCCAAUUGGAAAGAAACCACAAAUAAUUCUCUCUUAUUGAGAUUAUUCUUUUCAUAUCCAAAACAUUGAAAUAAUGAAAGCUUCUAUCAAUUUUGUGCAUCUCUUAUAAGUUAUAUUCCUUAAAAAUGUUAAUAUUAAAAUUGUCAAAAUUUAUUGUUUUAUUAGAUAAUAUCUUCUAUCCUAUUUCUUAUAUUUAUUUGGAAGGAGUCUUUUUUCUGUAUACGAUGAAUAUUAAUGUUGAACCACUAUGUUGUUUGAUAUACUAGUUACCGCAACAAGGAGAGAGUGGGAGUAAACUUUUGAAUAAUUACCAGGCAACUCAGUAAAUUUUCUCAUUCAAGUUCCUAUAUUAGGCCUCCUGUAAUAGUCCUGAGGCAAAGUCUUUUGGACUAAAUAGUUUGAGGGAGGGAUAACUUCUUUCUACGAUUGCCUGGCAACCCUACUUCAGCAUGUUCAGGGGCAAGUAUGGUGCGAAGAACAGUUUGCAGCAGUUACAACAGUGGAGCUCUUCCAGUGGCUUCCACAAGAAUGUCAGAUAUUCCCUGCGUUGUGCGCGUGUGUGUGUGACAAUUCUCUUAUACUGUAUGUAAUGUGCCAGUUGUGAAUGGAAUGUGUCACAGAAUUGUUAAGUUUUGUUCCUCACCUAGUGGUGCCGAAUGUGCCCUGCUCUACUAGGUUCUAUACUAUUGGUAAACCAUUUUUGUAUGCUGGUUGUCAAGUAAAGUCUGUGAUUAGUAAACAAAAGUAAACAGUU